AUGGAUAAGCUUUCUGGACUCGCUUCCAAGCUCGGCGGCAAGAGCUCUCACUCUGGCUCCAGCUCCGGUUCCACUGGCCAAGAGGACUAUGCUGACAAGGGUGAGCUUCACUGCAAAGGUGUCACGAAGUUCAAGCUGACAAUUCCAGCACUCGAUGGAGCCGAGAAGAAGUUCGGUGGGGGCAAGGUUGACCCCGCCAAGAUGCGCUCAACCAACGAGAAGAUCACCGACACUGGCCGGGAGCAGUUCGAGAAGGCCACUGGCAAGCAUGUCCCCGAUAAGGUCUCCAACUAA
Molecule: messenger RNA, 294 nt
Organism: Penicillium antarcticum
Lineage: Eukaryota; Fungi; Ascomycota; Eurotiomycetes; Eurotiales; Aspergillaceae
Exons: 2
Coding region: 1-294 (97 amino acids)
Source: RefSeq, a predicted model, not a curated record